CCUUUGGUUAAUGGUGUUGGUUUGGUUAGAGAAUCAUUCAUAAUCAUGGCCUCCGCAACGAACAGAGUUGAAGAAGAAGUUAAUGGAGAUUCGGAUGAAUUACAACAAGAUUCCGACAAAUCACAGAAAAGAUCCGCCAAACAUGACUCCGGGGCCUCAGAUUUGGAAAAAGUCACGGACUUUAUGGAAGAGAAGGAAAUUAAACAUAGUGAAUUCCUUGAAGGGGCAUUAUCAAUAAUUGGUGCCCAGAGAGAAAGAGAUUUAGCAGCAAAACGGGAACGUGAAGUCGAGCUGUCCAAAGUGUCAAUCAAAAAAGACGAUGUUGAAUUAAUAGUUAGAGAAAUGGAAAUAUCACGCUCAUUAGCUGAAAGAAAGCUAAGGGAACACCGAGGCAAUGUUGUUGAAGCUCUUCAAUCUUUGACUGAUUAACUAAUCAGUGUUGUGCAUAUUAAUAUCCAUGAUGUUCAUCAAGUGACUCUAUUACUGUGCAACUGUUGAUAGUGUUAGAUAAUUUGUUUGGUUGAAUACUGUUUACACAAACCAGAAAUAGAAUGUGGAGGGCAAGUCUGUGUUGAAAAUAUUGAUGAGCAAAUAAUUAUUCUGUCAUUGUGCUUGGGGGUACCCUCCUACAACAUACUCUUCACACCCUUUUUGUAAUGAGUCUAGUGAAGGUACCGAUUCUUCAAUAUUAUGGAAUGUCAGCAUUGCAUUAUCUUUUAUUUUUUCAUUAAAAUUAAUGUUUUCAAGAAAUCUCAAAGACUGUGGGGUGCAUUCUGUCAAAAGGAAUCAUGUGAAAAAAUGCCUUUUAUGACUGAUUGUAAACAACAAAAUUUGUCAAUACAGUUUUCAGAUAUUGUUAA
Frankliniella occidentalis (western flower thrips) is the source of this 860-nucleotide messenger RNA. RefSeq names its product huntingtin-interacting protein K. Bases 46 to 429 code for a protein of 127 amino acids. The transcript is spliced from 3 exons. Gene Ontology annotation, biological process: protein stabilization; negative regulation of apoptotic process. The record is from RefSeq and is a predicted model, not a curated record. Lineage: Eukaryota; Metazoa; Arthropoda; Insecta; Thysanoptera; Thripidae.